AGCUCGAAGAUCUAAUACAGAUGUUUUGUGGAGUUACGUUCAUUUUUAUUGUGACAUGUGACCAAAAAUCUUGAGUUCUGGACCUGGAAACAUGCUACUCAUUUUCAGCGACGGCAACGUUGUGAUUACUUGUCUAGAAGAUAUUUAAAGUUGUCAACACUCAACAGUAACGUCAAAUGUAAACUUGUUUUGCUGCUAGAUUUAUAGAGCUUAUUUUACUAGUUUACUUCCCAUAAAUCGUUUUUCGACCACGAAUUCCUACUACCUGAAGAAAAACAGGUGUUAUUAAAAUGGUGGUUUGCAAGUUUUUUUUAGAAGGAAGAUGUAGAUUUGGUGCUAAUUGCAAGAAUGAACACACCCAAAGUGAGAAAUUUGGUCGCAUUGGAAACGCCUACCAACAACAAUCAUUCAAUCAGCCAGUAAGGCAGCAAUACUUUCCACAGCAACAGAAACUCAAAGAAAGCCAACAGCAAGAAACAAACCUUGAAAGCUUACUCUAUGUUGUAAAAGAUGAUGCUACCAAUUCUAUGCAAGGAGGUCAAUGGUUGUUUUCAUGUUAUGCUCCUCUGCUUCGGAAAUUUUCAAAAAUUUCCUUUAACAAAAAUGAGGAAAAUCUUCCUAGCCUAAUAGACUACAGUGCUGAAGAGCUUAAAUGGGAAGCAAUGCAAAGCAGCAUGAAUGGACAAUUCCAUGAUUAUACUGUUAAGCUUCAAAAGCUUUCUCAAAGCUAUCAAACCAUUCAAAGGGCUUUGCAAAAUCUUGAUCAAGCCACUUCAAACUAUAUAGUCCGAUAUGAGCGUGGUGAAAAUGUCAGUCCAGCUGGCACAGCGCUAGGAAAUAUUGUCUCGUCUUUUCCUGCAGUCAACACCAUUUCCAAUAGCCCAUCUCAAUUUAGCUUCACCCUGCCGUCUACUCAAAAUCCCAUUCAGGCUCCAAUUCAGCAACAACAAACAGCUGUUGCCCCUUUUAAAUUUCAAUUGCCUUUACAACAGCCUGCUGGAGCAUCUUUCAGUUUCCACUUAACUCCCCAGAAGCCAGCUGCUGCAUCUUUCAGCUUUAAGUUGCCAUCUCACCAGCCACAGUCUUUAAUAAACACAGCUGUCACCAAUGAGCAUAAUGCUACAACAAGACAGAUACCUGUUUCAACUAUUCCUCUUAUUACUGAAAACAUUUCCCAUCAUCAGCUGAGUCAGAUUGACCUUGAUCAGUUUAAGGCUGAUAAAUUUUCAUUCGGCAAGAUCCCCCGUGUUCCACCGCCUAUAGAAUUACGCUAAAUUGUCAGUGUAACUCUGCUGGUUUCGUCUUGUUAAUUCAACUUCAUCUAGAGAUAAUUACUGGAAAAUUAAAUAAAAAUAAAUAAAAAAUA
Molecule: messenger RNA, 1366 nt
Organism: Daphnia magna
Lineage: Eukaryota; Metazoa; Arthropoda; Branchiopoda; Diplostraca; Daphniidae
Product: nucleoporin NUP42
Exons: 6
Coding region: 291-1274 (327 amino acids)
Molecular function (GO): metal ion binding
Source: RefSeq, a predicted model, not a curated record